AUGGUGGAAAACGUGCAAACUAACUUUAAAGGAAAAACAAAUGAUGGGAAAAGACACAACCAUUAUAUAGAUAAAAAAAAUAAAACAAAAUGGAAUAAUAAAUUUAAGAAUAAAAAUAAAAAAAAUAAUAUAAAGGAUAGAAAAAACGAUUUUCAUAAAACAAGUAAUAAUAGUAACUACACUGUUUUGGGAGAAAAAAAUAAUAGCUAUGAUAAAAAAAAUUAUCUAUCUUUUAAUGAAAAUGAAAAUUGGGAUAAUCAAAAUUAUUCUUACAUUAAUGAUUCAGAUGAUAUGUAUAUUUAUAAAAAUAAUGAAGAGUCAGAUAUCGAAAUAAAUUCUACAAAAAUUAAUAAUAAUUCAAAUCACUCCGAUUCUAAGGAUAAUGAAAAUUGUAUAAAUAACAAAACCACCGAUAUAAAAAAUGUCAAUUAUCUUGAUUAUAUAGCUAGCCUUAAAAAGGGUAGCGAAAAGGAUGGCGAAAAAAGUGGAGAACAAAAUGAAGAGCAAAAUUGCGAAAAGGGUGGCAAAAAGGGGCAGGAUAAAGUUUACAACUUUUUCCUCGUAUUUAGUCCACUAGCUAUAACGAGUAUAAAAAACAAAAGUAGCAUAAUUAAUGCCGAUGAGCAUAUGAAUUUUCUUGAAAAAAAAUUAGAAAAUAUGGAUGAACUAAUAAAUAUAACUCGAAAUUAUAGGGAAAGACAAAAUUUACAACGAACAAGAGAUAAUAUUAAAAAUAAACUUGAUAAUAUCAGAUUAGAUAUUUUAUUUUUUACAUUAUUAAGUCUUAGAGAUUCGAUAAUUAAUAAAAAAAAACAAAUACAAAUAUAUAUUCAUACUAUAAAUGGACUAUUAAUUUAUGUAUCUCCUUUAUUUCGUGUACCUAGAAAUUUUUUCAUAUUUAAAAAAGUUAUGUUAAGUUUAAUGAAAAAUAAUAUUAUUACUGAUGAAAAUAAAAAUACUCUCUUAAAAAUUCUUCCUUAUUCAGUUAAAUACUAUGCAGGAUCUUCAACGUGCGUUUGGAUAUCAAAUGAUGGAUUUCCAACAGAUGCUAAAAAGUUUGCAGAUAAAUUAAAGGUUUCGAAUAAAAAAUAUUCUUUCUUUUUUUCCCUUUCGAAUAGUUAUAAUUUAACAGAUUUCAUGGAAAAAACAAAAAAUCGAAAUGAAGAAAAUAUUAAUUUUAAUUAUCAUAUUAAAUUAUCCGAUUUGAAAUUAUCCCCUCUAGCUAUUUGUUCAAAAUUGUCACACUUUUUAAAUUAA
This is a messenger RNA of Plasmodium yoelii, 1257 nucleotides long. Its product is annotated as small subunit rRNA processing factor, putative. Gene Ontology annotation, molecular function: rRNA (pseudouridine) methyltransferase activity; rRNA binding. The transcript has 2 exons. Gene Ontology annotation, cellular component: nucleolus; small-subunit processome. The coding region runs from base 1 to 1257 and encodes 418 amino acids. Gene Ontology annotation, biological process: rRNA base methylation. Lineage: Eukaryota; Apicomplexa; Aconoidasida; Haemosporida; Plasmodiidae. The record is from RefSeq and is a predicted model, not a curated record.